GUUGUAGUUAUAAUAAAAAAAAAUAUGAUUUUUUGGACUUGGUAAACCUAAAUUAGGGUGGCAACACUGAAUGCACUUGGCGUGGGUUUUAUUUUUGUGUAGGUACCUAGUGCCUACCUUUAAGUAAAUGGCGUGGGUUGAUGGAUUUUAUAUCAAAUAAAUGUUUGAAGUGUAAAUUUACCUACAUAUUAUAUAUUGGUUCAAUCGAACAAGUGCGUCACCAUGUCACAACAAUACAGUUUGCGUUGGAAUAACCAUCAACCUAACUUUAUUUCAAUGUUUACAACACUUCUGAAUACAAAAACAUUAGUUGAUGUUACCUUGGCAGCAGAAGGGCAGCAUUUACAGGCUCACAAAGUUGUACUUUCAGCAUGUAGUACAUAUUUUCAGGCACUCUUUGUAGAUAACCCAUCGAGACAUCCUAUUGUCAUUCUAAAAGAUGUUACAUUUUCUAAUCUUCGUACAAUGGUAGAUUUCAUGUACUAUGGAGAAGUUAAUGUUACUGAAGAACAGUUACCCCAGGUGCUUGAUACAGCCAAAGUUCUAAAAAUCAAAGGCUUGACAGAAAUGCCAGACUCUACUUCUCUGACUAGGCAGAACAUGACAUCUGAAUUUCAAUCAUCUGGAGAAGUUGAGUCACUCAGACCCUCAGCAUCCCCUUCAUCAUCACCUUACAAUAAAAAACGACGCCGCAGAAAGAGUUCUACGGGUUCAAUCGGAGUAGGAAGCCUAGUGCUUGAUGACACUAAGCACGAAGAUUUUGGACAGAAUUCACAAGAUAUUGUGCGUGCAGAAACCAUUACAUUGAGUAGUCUUCCGCAACAGAGACGGAUGCGGGAAUAUGAUGAACGAUUAGAAGUUAUGGAAACUACUGAUGAACCACAUAACCUGAAUGUCGACCCUAUGUCCAUUGACGACUCAGUUGGCAUUGCCCCAGGGGGACAGUGGAGCAUGAUUGAACAUCCUUAUCCACGGUACUCAAAUGCCUGUAUCGGAGGUGGAUCCCUACAACCAGAUCCGGGAAUGUACAUGAAUAACGUAAUGAACUCUCACAAUGACCACGAUAUAUCCGAUUAUGGCCAGAAUUUGGGAGUAGCCGGUCCGUCUCCCGGCCCGAGUUGUGCCACUGAAGCCCCAACAGCUCACGAAAUGCCAAAUCUGACGCAACAGAAGAGGCGGCGCACGACCAAUCCACAAGCGGCUGAGAACUUUCAACGCGCUUUGGAGGCAGUGCGGUUUGGUGGAAUAGGAUUCUGUAAAGCUGCCCGUUUGUUUGGUGUGAAUAACAGGACAUUGUGGUUAGAGUACAAAAAGAAGGGAUAUCCGAAUAACAGGCCGAGUAUCAAGAGUAGGAUAAAGCGAGAACAUUCAUCACCGCCAUUGCAAACGAAAGAAGAAAUCCCCCAACAAGAUCAACAAAUGGCGCUCUUAUGUCCGCCGCACCCGGUGCCUGUGGGCUUUAUUGACCCACGGCCGUUAGACUUCCAGGUGCAAGUAAACAACCAGAACCUAAACGUAAACGUUAAUUAUCUUCAAUAGAACGCGGUCAGCGGGAUGUCGGCUCUCGAAUAUUCGUGACCAUGGCAAGAUGGCGUCCUGCCUUACAUCCCGCUAGUUUUUACCUCCACCUCAAACAAUUAAGUUUCUAUUUACGGCAUAGAUAAGUAGCAGCGCUUGCGAUUUACUGUAUGUAACAUACAUCGAACGAUACAGUUAUAUGCUCACGAUCAUCCACCAUUUUUGUAAAAAUUAAACUAAAAUAUCAGAAAAACUCGCUUCUGAGCAUUACUACUAAACACUGUUCCAAUCAUUCUAUGUAAAUUAAGGUUUGGUCUGAUCGGAGCUAUAAUAUGUUAUAGCAAGAUAAGUAUUUGUAUUGAUUUAUCCAGUAUUCCAUAGUAACAUUAUUAGUUGGACGCACUAAAUUAUUUGUGAUACUGUAAUGGGUGUUGCAUUGCCAUGUAUAUUUAGAUCUCAAUAGUACACUAAGGGUAGUAAAUAUUUGUAAAAGCUUUUUUAUCGUACUGCGCAUUACUGUUAGGGUUUUUAAAUAUGUGAAAAUAUGUGAUAGCGAAUUUAUUAUAAUUACAAUGAUAGGAUCAGAAUUAAUAAUUACUAUAAAUCUAUCAAAAGUCGCAUAGUUGAACUUUGAAACAACUUACGGGCAGCUAAGAUUUAUUUUCAAUGAUCUACCUCUGGUUGAAUAACUUGUAAUAUAUAUAGUUUAGUCUUCAACAUCAAAAAAAAAAUUAUACACCAGUGAAGAUAAUUUCUGUGAUAGUUGAAAGAUAUUUAUGUAAUUCAUGCUUUCAACCAUUUCCAUCAAUCACAAGUACUAUUUAAUCAGGCAUCGGAUUUUUUUUUAAUUCUAACUAAUUAUAACAUCAAAUAAUUUUUUAAUUAAAAAAUUCUCUCUCGAUAAAAAGUAAGAAAUUACUAAAAGGUUUGAUGUGUGUUUAAAUACUACUGUAAGAACUAAAAUGUGGAACAGUCGCGAUCGGAUCACAUUAAAAUAAGGUUUUUAAUGUUACAAUUAUUAUUUUUGUGAAAUUUGCAUGUUUUGUACUAGUUUUAUGAACUUCACGUUAGUUUACGAAUCGGGCUAGACCUCACGUAUCUGGAUACGCAAGUCGAUUUGGUUACAUAUAGAGAUGAUGAAAGGGAUUAAUGAUUAUUUUCAAAAACUUUAUAGAUAUAUGAUUUUUACUUGUACAAUUCGUUAAAUACUCAUAUAUUUCGUGCAUGUUUUGUUUAAAAUUUAUAUUUGGCACAAAGUAAUAAUCAAUAGUACUAGGCAUUAACUUAAUUUUAAGCCCUCACACAACUUGAAAGAUCUCUUCAUUUCGACUGAUUUUUAUUGUAAGUUUUAAAGCUAAAGUCUGUCUGUCAAGAACGCGCAUUUAUUUGUAUCCUGUAUUUUUAGGUUUUUUGUAAUAAUUUACGUAAAUGAUAAUCUCUAUUCGCCGUCAUUGCAUUAUAAUAA
Molecule: messenger RNA, 2983 nt
Organism: Pieris brassicae (large cabbage white)
Lineage: Eukaryota; Metazoa; Arthropoda; Insecta; Lepidoptera; Pieridae
Product: BTB/POZ domain-containing protein 18-like
Exons: 7
Coding region: 223-1539 (438 amino acids)
Biological process (GO): regulation of transcription by RNA polymerase II
Cellular component (GO): nucleus
Molecular function (GO): DNA binding; protein binding
Source: RefSeq, a predicted model, not a curated record